Molecule: messenger RNA, 1179 nt
Organism: Bactrocera dorsalis (oriental fruit fly)
Lineage: Eukaryota; Metazoa; Arthropoda; Insecta; Diptera; Tephritidae
Exons: 2
Coding region: 337-975 (212 amino acids)
Source: RefSeq, a predicted model, not a curated record
CAUUCGACAUCGAACACGCAAGUUGAACGUUUGCACUCCAAUAUUCUAGAAAUUGCAAGAACUUUAGCUGAAGAUAAAAAAAAAACAAAGGAGGAACAAAUAUAUCCUGCAAUAAAAGAAUAUAAUGAAACAUUACAUUCAGUGACCAAAAGGAAACCAAUAGACUUAUUGUUUAACAAGAAUACAGAUGAAACUCUGAAGGAAAACAUCGAAGACAGUCAACAGCGAAUGCUACAAUAUCACAACAGGAAAAAGAUAUUAAAGGAAUAUAUCUACACCAGGACAAGCAAUUUACGAAAAAACAAGUCGACGCGAAAAAUAUAACAAAAGAGUAAUAUGGACGUGGAUAUGGCAUCAUCGUCAACGCCAACCACGCGUUCGGCAAUUUCCGCCCCUCGCGCUGAAGCUGCCCCAAUAGCAGCACCCCGGACCAACACUGCACCGGCAGCGCCUCGAACAACUACAGGCUCCACCGCGACAACGGCUCCGCGUCAAAGCACGCCAGCAUUACCAGUGGAUUUGCAACGAAUUCGUUGUCCAUUAUGCCGCCGCCCUCAUCGGCUAUCGCACUGCGGUAUAUUCAAAGGCAUGCCGACGAUGCAACGCCAGCAGGUGGCACAGGCGCACGGGUAUUGCCUGAUUUGUCUGGCAACUUCCCACGCAACUCAGGAGUGCCCAUCACCUAAUCGUUGCCAAAUCUGUGUGCGGGCUCAUCAUACGAUGCUGCACCGCACUACCAGACGCGACUCCGGGCGCCCACCGGCUCCUCGCACCAGUGGUAACGUCAGGCGUUCCCAAAGGACUCCUGUGACGGCAUACCGCCGCCGCGGACCCUCUGCAGCAGAAUCCCGUCCUUGGCGCCAUAACCGGGCAACAUCAACACGACGCCAUCAGCUUAGGCCGCAAUCCCGCCGGUCAACAGGUCUCAGCAGCGUUGUAGCAACGCUACAGCAGCUACAGCGGCUUCUAGGCUAAAUACUCGCCUAGGGGGCCGGGAUGGCUAAAUGAGUAGCGACGUCGCAUCACAUCUGCAUCAAUUCAUCACACCGAAUCGACUAAUCACCUCAUCACGCGAGCGAACACCACACAUUAACACACAUACACGCACAUGCACCCAAACGCGAUGACAUUCUGCAGUCUAAUUAUAACAAAAGGAAUAGAGAAAGCAGCGCGCGCACC